Impatiens glandulifera is the source of this 3090-nucleotide messenger RNA. RefSeq names its product transcription initiation factor TFIID subunit 4b. The coding region runs from base 177 to 2888 and encodes 903 amino acids. NCBI's taxonomy places the organism in Eukaryota, Viridiplantae, Streptophyta, Magnoliopsida, Ericales, Balsaminaceae. The transcript is spliced from 15 exons. Gene Ontology annotation, biological process: transcription initiation at RNA polymerase II promoter. Gene Ontology annotation, cellular component: transcription factor TFIID complex. Gene Ontology annotation, molecular function: RNA polymerase II general transcription initiation factor activity; DNA binding; protein heterodimerization activity. The record is from RefSeq and is a predicted model, not a curated record.
UCAAAGACGAAGAACCCUUUAGUUUGUUCGUUGAAUCGAGGAACUUUGCGUGUUUUUGUUCCUUCCUGUAUCUGGAUCGAUUGUUAACGACUACCAGAUUAUCUUCUAAGGCCGCAAUCUCAAUCGAUCAGUAUCUUGAUUCCUGACCUAUCUUCUCCAACUUUUGAUACACAACAAUGGAUCCUUCAAUUAUGAAGCUCCUUGAAGAAGACGAGGACGAGACAAUGCAUUCGGGCGCGGAGGUGGAUGCGUUCACUGCUGCUCUGAACAGGGAUAUAGAAGGGGACACGUCUGCCUCUCAGCCAUCUGAUUCAGACGGUGCCAUGUCUCAAGGUAACAAUCAGCUAAUUCCACAGUGGCAAUCUUCUAGCCAGGGAGAUCCUGUCAAUAAUCAAAGUCAUCCAGGUUCGAAUAAAUUCUUUUCGAUGGAACAGCUUCCACCCAAAAUGGAGCUGCAUCAACAAGAACCUGUCAUGGAUAAUCAACAACAACAACAACAACAACAACAAACAAUUGCAGCACAUGAGCUUAGUCACAGCUCUAUGCAGCAGCAACCACAAGACUCUUACCAAUUACAACUCCCACAAAGUGCUCUUCCAUUUUCUCACAAGAUGGGUGUAUCAAACUUGGAUAGGAAUUCUAUGCAUAUAAGAGAACCAGAGAGAGGCCCUAAACCACAGGUUGAUCCACAGUUGACAAAUCUACAGAAGAUGCACAAUCAACCGGCUAUACCAACAGAGCAGGCAACAAAUCCAAAUAAUCGUAGCAAACAGGUUCCAUUUGGGUUAUUGCUGCCAGUUAUAUUACCUCAAUUAGACAAAGAUAGAGCUAUGCAGCUUCAAACUCUUUAUCUUAAAUUAAGGAAAAAUGAAAUUACCAAGGAUGGAUUUGUCCGGCAUAUGAGAGCUAUUAUAGGGGACCAAAUGCUCAGGAUGGCUGUGCUUAAGUUGCAAACACAAGCUGCUCGAAACUCACAGACUUCCCCAAACCCCUUUUCAUCACAAUCGCAAAAUGCAAAUAUGACUUCCAUGGGUUCUAACCAGGGAACUGUUCCCCAGUCAUUUGCUCAACUUCAUCAAAAAGAUAGCAAUAUACAGAAAUCCCAAGAAAUGGAUCGUCAAGCAGACACCCAUGGCAUGCCAGUGAGCCAGAUGUCCACAUCCAGUUUGAGUAAUUUAAAUCAAGAAAGAGAGCGCCCUGUGAACCCAAUGCAGGGAUUUGGCAAGCAACAGCAACAACAUUUACACUUUUCGCAACAGACUUUUCCUAUGUAUGGAAGUUCAGUUAAUAACUAUCAUUCAUUUUCUGGCGCAAACGCUAAUGCAACACCAGCUUCUCUCAAACAACAGUCUCAUGAUCCGCCAAUGAGGCAAAAUCCAGUUCACCAAAACAUUGGUACGCCUCAAUUAGGGGGUGCAUCUCAGUCCAUGAGUACAAUGAAUAUGCCCAAAUUUGAGAGACAAAUUCCUCUUAGUGAUACAAAAAGAGUUCAGGGUGGAACUUUUUCUCCACUGACAAAUAAUUCAAGCUUGCAACAGAAAAGCGUCUCUCCACAACCACCAAUGAAUUUUGUUAAACAAGAGCCAGUUGAUCAGAUGAAUGAACAACAAAAGUCUCAAUUGUCUAACUCACAAGGGUUAUCUUCUUUUCCUCCUCCACAUGUAGAACAUGGUGAUGCAGUUUCGGGAACGUCAAAGGACGAAUUGUUUGAGAUGCAAUCCUCAAAGGGUGGUUUCCCAACUUCUAUGGGUAUAAUGCCCUCUAAGCCACCAUCUCAACUGGAGCUAAGUUCCAGGAUGCCACCUUCAAGUGGGCCUGGAGGAAUUUCUAAGACUCCAUUGAAGAAGCCAAUUGUAGGGCAAAAGAAACCACUUGAAUCACUCGUAUCAUCACCGCCUUUAUCAAGUAAGAAGCAAAAAGUAUCAGGUGGCUUCUUGGAUCAAAGCAUUGAACAACUCAAUGAUGUGACUGCUGUCAGUGGAGUGAAUCUUCGGGAAGAGGAAGAACAAUUAUUUUCUGGACCUAAGGAAGACAGUCGAGCUUCAGAAGCAUCUCGAAGAGUUGUGCAAGAAGAGGAAGAAAAACUCAUUUUGCAGAAAAUUCCUCUCCAGAAGAAGUUGGCAGAUAUUGCUGUAAAAUGUGGUGUUAAGGGUAUAAGCAAUGAUGUUGAGCGAUGUUUGUCGUUGUGUGUAGAGGAAAAAAUGCGUGGCCUGAUAAGUAAUCUGAUCAGACUGUCUAAGCAGCGGGUCGAUGUUGAGAAGUCGAGGCAUCGCACUGUUGUAACUUCUGAUGUUCGGCAACAGAUCAUGUCAAUGAAUAAGAAAGCUAGGGAAGAAUGGGAGAAGAAACAGGCUGAAGCAGAAAAGCUUCAAAAGCAAAAUGAUACAGAAGGAGGUGCUGGAACUGAUGGCGACAAAGACAAGGAUGAUGGACGCGGGAAAUCAAUCAAGGUUAACAAAGAGGAAGACGAUAAAAUGAGAACAACAGCAGCAAAUGUGGCUGCACGUGCUGCAGCAGGUGGAGACGACAUGUUAUCAAAGUGGCAACUAAUGGCUGAGCAGGCUAGACAGAAACGCGAAGGAGUAAGUGAUGUAGCCUCCGGUUCACAGCCAACUAAAGAGUUGAGCAGCAAUACACCAUCAUCUUCUGGUAAAACUAGUAGAGAUAGUCAAGACGGAGAAAAUAGGGGCCAGUCAGCUACUACCUCCACAUCUGGACUGGGUAGAAAAUUUGGUCGGAGCUCUGUUUUUGUUCCGCAGCAGAAAGUGGUGCGCACUAUCUCAAUUAAGGACGUAAUCGCUGUACUUGAAAGAGAGCCCCAGAUGGCAAAAUCUACCCUCAUGUAUCGGUUAUAUGACAAGGCUGGUUCCGAUCCUGCAACAGAGUAAUCUAGUCUUUUGGAGGAUCUUCCUGUCUUUAGAUCUAGAUCGUUACAAAUUGGUGAACUUUAAGGAGAAUCACUGUACUAUUUGUUUUUAUGUAAGUUUGUGAUUUUUAUUAUCUUAUUAGCAGGUCAUGAAAAGUAAAUCAUUAUGUAGCUCAAUUAGUAAAAGUCGCGAUUAAGAAAUCAAAUAUCACACAUUUAAUUCA